ACUCGGGUGAAAGCUCUCGGAUUAUAGCGUCUUCUUUCGAAGAUGACAGCACUUAUGUUGUGAAAGCGACAACAAAAGUGCUUCUAUCAAUUAUCGCCAACUCUCAAUCCUUUCUUACAUCUUGUCCCCCAUCUAAUGCUCAAGACAAACUACUGGACCAUCUUGUGACAUCUCUGGAUCUAUUCCGCCAUAUAGACUUAAUGUUGUUUGACAGCACGAUACACAAUGACCGUCGUUUAGCAGCAUUGGAAUUAGUUUGGAGUUUGGCAAGCUCGAGAAGACUAAACAGCGUAGAGUUUUUGAGGCGCUGUGGCCAUUUGUUGCACAUUAACAAGUUAUUAAGAGAUCCUAAUAGGAUAAUUCGGGCGCGAGUAGUGGAGAUCCUAUCUGUCAUACUCGAAUGGGUGCCCGAUCCUCUUCUGCUUCUGAAAGACGAGAGCAGUACGAGCAGUGAAUCUAAUGAUUGCGUCGUUGGUAGAAGCGAUAUUGCUUUACCGUUGAUAACACAAGCUGAUAAUCUGGACUCGGUGACCACUUCUGUAGAAGUGCUUGUUUCGCUGAAUAAACUCAUCUUGAAAGAUUCAGCAAACAACCGAAAUUACGUUUUGAAACUGUUAAACAUUUUGAACUUUAUACUUGAUCUUGUCUUGGCAGAGCAGAAAAAUGUAUCUAGUCGUAAGGAUGAGUUUGUAGAUGUAAUCAGUUCGGAAACAACCAGGGAAAAGCUCAUCGGUUUAUUAAAUAAUGGGAAGCGUUCUGCAGCUUAUAGAAAGACUUUGGUUAUCAGCCUGCUUAAUGCUAUUCGGGUGGUUGCCCUUGAUUUCAGUGAUAAAGUUUUGACGGACAAUUGCUUUUCCAAUACACUUAUUAUUAUCUCAAGGCCUUCAUACAACACUGAUCAUCGGGUACUCAAAGCUGGACUCAGCGUGAUAUCAAUUGUUCUCUCGGCAAAUAACGAUGGAAUUGAUUAUAAGACUAUUACAGACAAGGUGAUUCGCAUACUUCUUGAAAUACUGACCAAUACGUCAUCGGAGCCACGUGGAAUAGCAUCUGUGCUUGAGACGAUAGCAACUAUAACGGGAAACCCUAACGUGCGCGAAUAUUUGACCAAUUCUUCAUAUGCAACUGAACUUGUUGCAUGUGUGCGAGAUAGGUGUAAAGACAUUCGUUGGGAUGUGCGUGACUCAUGUCUUGAGUUUCUAAAACAAUUGAUAAUGGUUGAAGGUUGCUCGUUGUCGCUAAUGUCCGAGUUAAUUGAGGAAGUGUUGAUCAUGCUAAGCGACCCAGAAUCAUACGUAAGAGCCUCCUCUUUGAGCGUUAUUCAAGCAUUGAUUCGUUCUACUCUGGGAUGGAACUACUUGACAUCUAAUAACCUGCAAUACAAAAUUGCAUCUAUGCUUCCGAAAAUCUUGGACGACACAGAAACAUUUGUACGGAGGGCAGUGAUGGAAUUAUUGAUCUCGCUUAUAGUUGAGAGGCAAUGCAAAAUGAUUAUUCUGUCGGAUCACAACAAAGAGAUAAUGAACCCUGAAAAAAUGUCAAAGCUGGUGAAUGAUCCUGAUUUUGAAGUCAGAAUCCGUGUAAUUCAGUUUCUCCACGUUAUUUGGGAUCACUGUGAAUUUGACAGAAUGAGGAUUAAUAAGAAGUUUAGGGGAGAUCAAGAAAAAAAUGAAAGUAUGUUGAUUGAUGAAGGGGAAGAAGAAUCAUGGUUUUAUUGGUUAAAAGGGGAUUCGUUGCUUGUGUCUGCGGCUGAUGACUCGAGUCGCUUGGUACGGAAAGAAAUACUGAAAGUUCUUAAUAUACUGAAAAGUUAUCUUGAGCCAAUUGUGGCAACAUACAAUUCUCAAACCAAUGGGUUUAUUCCGUCAAAGCGUCCUACCGACAGCGAGAAUUUAAUCCACAAGCAUUACACUUUCUAUCAUAUGAUAAAUAAUAUUGAUUUUAGUAGAUUAGCGGCAACUAUAGAUGUGGAACACUUAUAUCAAGAGGCAUUAGAAUGUGUUGAUUCGAGUGUUAUG
This is a messenger RNA of Paraglomus occultum, 2018 nucleotides long. The record is from the annotation of a GenBank genome assembly. Lineage: Eukaryota; Fungi; Glomeromycota; Glomeromycetes; Paraglomerales; Paraglomeraceae.